GGGUUGCCUAUCGGUUUGCCUGAACGUUAUCAAUUUGGUGGGCAUUCUUAUCAGUAUUUUGAACAAUUUUCAAAGGGUGUUUUAUAGCUUUUAUUUAGUUUCCCUGUAAUGGAAAAUGAUCCUCUCUUCGUCGAAGUUUGAAGAAGUCGACAACUAAUUCAUGUGCUUCGAAGUUUGAAUGGAGAAUCGACGAUAAAUGAAAAAUUACAACCGGAGUUUCCAUUCUAAAUCUACCUACAUUUGAAGUGAAAUCAUACAGUGUGGUUGUUCUUGUUCCUUUGAUUAGUUCUCUUUGUAAAGUAUACCUGUUGAUUUACGUACAGCGGUAUAUUGCAGCCUGUCAACGUGAACACAACCGGUCACUUCUAGUAUGGACAGCAGUAACGAUAACUCUGACCAAUUCACAUCGAAACCCAGCCCUGAAGUUGAUACUCCAAAAGAAAAUAUGAUGAGCGAAGCUCUCAAAAUAGGAAUCUGUAACGACGAACCUGCUCAAUUCACACCAAAACCCAGCUCUGAAACUGAUGACACUAAAAUAAAUACUGCCGUUUCUGUCGAUGAUGCUACGUGUAAACAUUCUCAUGAUGAUGAGCAGUGCUCGCCAGAUUUAAAGAGGAGUAAAAAUUCAUCAGAUGAAGGAUCAUCAGAUGCUGUUCCAUCUCCAUCAACUAGAAACCGUGUUGUAGUCUUCGAUAUCGAUAAUACACUUUGUUAUCAUUGCUUGUGUAAGGAUAGCGAAGACAUCAUUAGGAAGAGCUUUCCGGAAUGCCCAAUUAUUGUCUGGAAUCGGUGUGGUUUCGACGGAUUCAUUGUCAGAUAGGUAUCUGUUUGUAUUUCUACCUCACCUGAAAAUUUUAUUCGAUUACUUAUUGGAGCAAGGCGUACGAACAGGGUUGCCAAACGUUCGGUAUUUUACCGAACAGUUCGGUAUUUCCCUGAUUUGUUCAGUAAGAUUAAUCAACCCUUACCGAACAAUAGAAAAGUUCGGUAUUUUCAAAAAAAUCGAGAAAACCCUUCAAAAAAAGGAAAUUUGAGAAAUAUAUUCGGUAUUCUCAUCAAAAAAAGCACCCAAAAAGCACUUUUUGUGGCGUUCUUUCAUUAGUCAGCACUUUAUUUUUCAUACUUUUUACUUUUUUAUGGGUUUUUCAAGCAACAAAUUUCGUAGACUUUCUUUUUUUUUUUUUUUUUUGCUUUUCAAUUUGGUGUUCGGUAAUUCCAAAAUUUGGAUUUGGCAACCCUGCGUACGAAUCGUUUUUUUUUCUGCUGCCCCCAAGGAAAGAAAUCUAACAGUUAUUCCAGAAUUACUUACAUCCUUCUGGGGUAGUGAGAAAUUUGAAUCUCUGAAAGCCGAAGGACAGUUCGAUAUUUUUUCCGAAGAAUAUAUUGGUGAAGGAAAAGCCUUUGUAAAAGAUUUAAAAGUAGUUAUUCGGGACGGCGAAACAUUAUUGGAUGCCAUCUUAGUGGAGGAUGACUAUCGUUAUGCUGCUCAUGAUCAGAAACCAUGUUUAUAUAUAAUAGACUUAUUCAUUGGCACGUAAUAGAUAAAGACGAGAUAAGAAAAAAUGAAGAGAAAGAUGAUUUUUGGUGUGGAAAAACUGGUAAUUUUCCUUUGAAUAGUGUUUACUACAUGCUCGGUGUGUUCAAGACCUAUUUUGAACAUGAGAAAUACAAAGUGUUGCCUUUAAGAGAAGGCUUGAAUGAAUUUUUACCUAAGAAAGCAUGCGAUACACUUUUUUUUGUGAAAGAUUCGUUUGCCGAUGAUAUGAUCGAUUUAGGAUUAUCAGAGGUACAGAAACUGGUACCUGAUGCCAUGUAUUACUGAUCAUACUAUCCGCUUUGUCUCUAUUGAUAUUACGUUUUCAGUGACAAUAUUUACCUAUGAUAAUUGUUUACAAAUUUUGUCAAUUAUUAUUGAGUUUUAUUUUUUUUUACGAAUCAUUGUUAUAAGACUGAUAUUUCCACGUAAUAUACCUACCUCUGUUGCGUGUAUAAUGCCAUUCGUGAUUAUUCGAUGUCCAGCAGAUAAUUUUACUGCUGAUUCAAAGUUAUAGGUAUGUUGUAGGAUCCAUUUCGAGAGAGAAUUUCAAUUAUUAAUUGCUCUUUUCAAAUGUCACCAGUUUAUGAUUGAUUUUCGAGA
Molecule: messenger RNA, 2137 nt
Organism: Planococcus citri (citrus mealybug)
Lineage: Eukaryota; Metazoa; Arthropoda; Insecta; Hemiptera; Pseudococcidae
Exons: 3
Coding region: 371-820 (149 amino acids)
Source: RefSeq, a predicted model, not a curated record